AUGGGACUAAUCAAAAAAUUUUAUAACCCUUAUGUUAAAAAAAAGAAGUUUUUGCCAAAAUUCGGAAUUCUAGAUAAAUAUAAAGCUGAAAAGAGUCAAAAAAAUUGCAGAAAAAUUUUAUAUAUAUCCUUCAUAUGCCCAUAG
This is a messenger RNA of Vairimorpha ceranae, 144 nucleotides long. RefSeq lists its product as hypothetical. The transcript has a single exon. NCBI's taxonomy places the organism in Eukaryota, Fungi, Microsporidia, Nosematidae. Bases 1 to 144 code for a protein of 47 amino acids. The record is from RefSeq and is a predicted model, not a curated record.